AUGACUCUCAAACUUGCUCUUGGAAUUAUUCUACUGAUCAUUUCAUCGCUGAGUUUGAUAUUGAAUUUAUUAAUGGCUGGACUGGUUUUUCGUUUUGCAUUUGAUAAGUAUAGAAAUAAUAUCUAUGUUUUGUCAGCUUUCAGUAUUUUAUUCGAUAUUUCCCAUAAUUUCUUAACAAUUUCAUAUUUGGCACCUGGAAUGAUUACCGACGUAAGAAAUCAAGUGUUCUUCUUGACUCAUUGAAAUCAUUUUUCAGAGUUACAUCUACUCCAAUUCUCAAGAUAGUUCUAUCUCAAUUUUAAUUGGAACAUUAUUUGUGUUUUUAUGGAAUAUCAAAAACGCUACUCAAAUCUUAAUUUCAAUCAAUCGCUUCCUAGUUCUCUGCUACAACUCUACUUUUUUCACAAAACUGAAUAUUUGUCUGAUCUACAUUUUGCUAAUGAUUCUCUGUGCUAUCAAUGCGUACGUUUCUCAAUAUUGGCUCCCAUGUUGCAGGUGAGGUUUUUUUUGAAAAAAGUCUAUUUAAAAUAAAUGCAGCUUCAUAAUUGAUCAACACUUCUAUUCCUACUCAUUCAUUCUUCAAAACGACACAUUUAACUACAUGAACUUUAGUGAAUUAUCAUUUGAUGGCUUGACAAUUAUAAUCACUUUGAUUUGUUAUUACAAGGUAUUUGAUCAAAAUAUUUUUCUACAUGAAAACAUAACCAACCUUAAUAACUUAUUCAGAUGCAAAUCUACAUAGAAAACACACUUCGAAAUUUACCAGUAACAAUGAUCAACAAUAUGCGAAAAAGACAGGCUUAUGUCGAAAUAAACUUUGCUGCUAUCUAUUUCGCUAUUGCGAUGCCUCACACCCUCACUUGGAUCAUUUUCAGAAUAGUGUUCUCAAUUUUUGGUGAAAAUUCGACUGUUUGGUAUUUUGGUCUAUCAGUUAUACAUGUUUUGAAUUGCAGUAUGCACGCAUUUUUCAUUUUUGUUGCAAAUCGAGAAAUGCAAUUAUAUGUUCGUGAUAAUGGGUAUCUAUGUAUGAAAGCGAAAAAUGAUGAGAACAUCGAAAUUCCUAUGCAGAUCAUAGAAUAA
Molecule: messenger RNA, 1080 nt
Organism: Caenorhabditis angaria
Lineage: Eukaryota; Metazoa; Nematoda; Chromadorea; Rhabditida; Rhabditidae
Source: the annotation of a GenBank genome assembly